Molecule: messenger RNA, 5374 nt
Organism: Wasmannia auropunctata (little fire ant)
Lineage: Eukaryota; Metazoa; Arthropoda; Insecta; Hymenoptera; Formicidae
Gene: xmas
Exons: 4
Coding region: 248-5155 (1635 amino acids)
Biological process (GO): mRNA export from nucleus
Cellular component (GO): nucleus; transcription export complex 2; cytoplasm
Molecular function (GO): nucleic acid binding
Source: RefSeq, a predicted model, not a curated record
UUUCGCGUAAGGUAGGUUAGUGUUUUGAAUGCGCGCGUGAUCGUAGGUUAUAUUGCGUCUGAUGUGCGCUGAUGAGAGAUUGUUUUCGUUCGGCGUUGCCCCGAGAGUCCGCGAGGGUAUCCGUAGAAGAGGUAGAAAGUGCACGGUAAAUCCUCCGACUGGAGGAGACCUAUGAAAAGGAAAAGAAAUCGUCCUGAAGCCCCGAAGACAGGAUUGAGAGUAAACGCGAAAGUUCCGAAGGGCCAAAAUGGACGAGACGAUGGAGAUCGACGCUUCGGGUGCGGGCGCGGCCUCGAACUCCUUUGUAUUCUCCGUGCCGAGCGCCGUCACUGGUCUUCCGAGAGUUGUCAGUUUCGGCGUGGGAUCCGAUCAUGUCUUCGACGCUCAGCUCAGCAAGAAGAAUGUAUUCACUUUCGCCGCGCCCACGAUAGUGCCGCGGCACGGUCAAACUCGCGCGCGCGCGUCGUGGACGAACCGAUCCGACAGGUAUAAGCCGAGAAUUUCGAGGAACACGUACAAGCCCGCGGCCAACAUGUUUGCCAGCGCCCUCAAGGAUACGGAGGCGUUCGAACAGCUGAGGAAGAACUCCAGGUCGCGCGUCACCAAAGUCAACGUGGACAACUCGAUAACGUGCUCCGACGUGCCCAAGGAGUUGCUGACCAAAGCAGCGGCGAAGGAGUACUUCACGAAGUACGGGAGUAUCGUGAAGGUGACCAUCCGCCCGAAGAAGCGCAUAAUCACGGUGGUUUACACGACGAAGAUAGAGGCGAGCGCCGCGUAUUACGGCGGCGGCGAUUACAAAGGCGAGAAGUUUCACAUAGAAUGGACAAAGUUGGAAUCAGCGGCAAAAACGACGACGACGACGACGACGACCGCGGCUAAGAAGAAGAAUCUACAGCGGUAUAUCGUGACGAAUCUGCUUAAAGCGCCCGACGACGAGAUCAAAUCGGAAUUGGAAGCCAUGGCGGGCGUGGAGUACAAUUUGCAUUCCGCUAAAGGAAACGAGGUGUCCGACGUGAGCGCGUUGCUGCCGGCGCUGAAGGCGAAAGCGCCGGGAGGGAAAGCGGCGUUGCCGCACGAGAAGGCCACGGCGAAGUCGGAGAAGGCCGCGAUGAAAAUCGAAAAGCACGACACCGACAGCCAGAUGGGGAAACCUCUGCCCAGCACGUCCAUAGAGGAGCUGCAGAAUAUAAUACAUCAGGCCGCUCUCACGACCGAGGACAGGUACAAGGUGCUGGUGGCCAGGGAUCGCCUCUUGCGGCUGAGGCGGAUCAAACCGUCCUCGCUCGCGACGGCCAAGGUGACCAGCGGCACGUGCCCGGACAUGUGCCCGGAGAAGGAGCGCCUGAUGCGCGAGUCGCAGAGGCAGGUCGCGCCGUACGAGCAGCUCGAGGGGAACGAGUACAGGAUAAAUCACGCGACCGCCGUGAAGCAGUACUCGAGAUCCUCCGCGGAUCAGGAGGAGCCGAUGCCCCACGAGCUGAGGCCGGUGAAGUCCCUGAGGAUGACCAUGAGCUACCUGCUUCACGAGCUGAUGGACCUCUGCGAGCAGGAGGGCGCGAAUCUGGCCGAGUGGUAUCACUUUCUCUGGGACAGGACGAGGGGCAUUAGGAAGGACAUCACGCAGCAGGAGCUGUGCUGCGAGGAGAGCGUCGAGCUGAUCGAGCAGUGCGCCCGAUUCCACAUAGUGUGCUCGGAGAGGCUCUGCGCGGAGGACGCGUCCGUGUUCGACAAGAAGAUCAACUCGGAGAACCUGACCAAGUGCCUGCAGACACUGAAGUACAUGUACCACGAUUUGCGGGUGAAGGGUAUCACCUGCGAGAACGAGCCCGAAUUCAGGGCGUACGUCGUGUUGCUGAAUUUGAACAACGGCAACUUCCUCACCGACUUGCAGGGGCUGCCGACGUCCGUGCAAAAUUCGCCGGAGGUCCAGUUCGCGAUCAAGGUGUACUUUGCGCUGGACUCGAACAACUACUACAAAUUUUUCAAGCUCGUCCGCGAGACGACGUACCUGAACGCCUGUAUCCUGUUGCGAUACUUCAACCAAGUCAGACUCCGAGCUCUCUCGAUAAUGGUGAAGGCCUACUGCAGAAGCACCUCGACCGCCUUUCCGUUGUACGAGCUGAUAGACAUCUUCGGCUUCGAGGACGAGAACGAGGCCGUGUACUUCUGCGAGCAGGCGGGAUUGAAUCUGUCGAACGACGAGAUGUCCAUACUCCUGAACCGUCAGAGCUUCAACAUGCCCACGGCGAGUAUCCAGCAGGGCAGGGCAUGCAAUUUGAUAGAGUCUAAGAGGAUCACCUUGAAUUUCAGCAUCGGGCAGUGCAUCGCCGGUAAGAGAAUGCCGGAGAAGACUUACAGGAAUCACAAGCCGCACAACAGUUUCGACGCGCACGGCUAUCUGAUGCCGGUAUCCGUCAACGCCGCGGACCAAACGAGAGCCGAUUCCGCGGAACGGUGCGAUCCGUACGAGUUUACGGAGAAGGAGACGAAGAGGAUGCCGAAGUUGACAUCGAUCCGGGAUAAAGAUCAGAGAGCCGCGAAGGACCUCCGUGCGCAGAUACGAAAGCAGCCGGCGAACGCGACCAGCGAGGCGAGCGCGUUCAAACACGUGUCAGUUCCCGAUUCGGUCGGCUCGGGCGUCUUUAAAACGGUAACGCCCGCCGCACCGCCGAGUGUAUUCUUCGAGCACAAGCCGAGGGAACCGAAUGUAUAUGAGAGGAAGACUCAAGCGUCGACAGCUUCCGAGAAACACUCUGACAGCAGAAGCGCGGUGAGUACACAACUACGCGGAGACGUCAACGACAAACAGCAGUCGGCGAUAUUCGGUAGCAGCGGUACCUUCGGUAACAGCCUGUUUGCGGGCAAUCCUUCCGUGUUCUCCAAACCGGAAACGUCGCGUAAUUCCGAGCCGGUCCCGCCGUUUGCGAUGGCCUUGAGCAAGAGCAUCUUCUCCGGGGUAGAGUCGGGAAAUACAUUCAGGAACGUUACGCCUACCUCCUCCACGAUAUUCAUCAAUAAACAUUUUCCCGUGCCAGUUUCUAUCCCGGCGUUCACCGAUGGCGCGAGUAAGACGACGAAGGAGCAAAGUGUUCACGAAAGGGAACAGAGGGCCCGGGAGGAAGCGAUGUUGGAGGCUGAGAAAGCGAGGCUGGAGCGGCUGGAGCACGCGAGGAGGAUGCAACGAGUCGAGGAGCAGUCGGAGGAGAUCUACGAUAGCUUGCGCGCGGAGGUCACGCACGAGCUGUGCUCCGCCAUCGUGAGGCAGGACGUCGACCGGCUCGAGAUGUACGACACGUUGAGCAGGAGAAUCUUCUCGGACAUGAUCGACGAGAUUAACCGCGAGAUGUGCGACGCGGCGUUGUCCGCGGAGAUCGAGCAGCAGCGGAAGCUGGAGGCGAUGUUACGGCGAAUCAAGAACCGGGUGAUCGUCAAGUGCGUGAACACCUGGCGGCAGCACGUGUCGAGGAGGAAGCGGCAGAGAGCGGCGUUGGAGGACACGCCGGUCUGGCUGCAGAGGCACUCCGUGGAGGAGACCGCGCGGAUGCUGUACACCAAGGAGCAGGAGGUGGUGAUGCGAAAUAUGCAGCGGAAACGUCGAGGCGAGCUGGAGGACGUUGCGGCCGGAGCGACGGCGGCUCUCGCGCCGAUCGAAUUCAUCGUUUAUGCCGGCAUCAGGGAGAACGUACGCUCGUUGGACGUCGACCCGCUGCCCAACGUGUACUGGAAACUCGUCAUCUCCUGGCCGGAUCUGGCCAACCGGGCGGUCCUGUGGUACCACAAGAAGAUGAUGAACGAGUACUUGUAUCCCAAGAACUUCACGAUGAAUCCGAUCGUGAAGAUCUAUCGGCCGAACCCUUACGAGACCUUGCACGUCUGCAUAAGGCACUUCGAGGGCCUGUUCAGCGAGCACCACCUGAUCGGCGCCGACGCGCUCCUGUUCAUCGCCGACGCCUCGGAGAGCUACAGAUCCGUCGCGAAACGUCUCACGAGAACCGUGCUGUCGCGGCACAAGCUGAUGCCCAUGCCGCUCGCCUUUAUCGUCCUGGGUAACGGAGACUUGGAGAACCAGAACGAUAGCAUCGUCUCGGACUUGGAAUCCUUUCUGGAAUCUGGCUACGUGUCGGAAUAUACGAUCAUGUACGAGGAGAAUCUGUCCGCGAAAGUUGUUUUAAAUUUGACGCAGAGCGCAGUUUUAUGGUUGACGAUGAACAAAUCACCGCCGAAUCCGCUGGAGAUGGAUUAUCUGCGUAACGUGUACGACAUUUGCUUGUCGGAGGAGUUGUGGCUGAGGAUACUGGGUGACUCUGUGUUCAAUAAGCAAUUGUCGAACGCGUUGAAGGACCCCAACUUUAUAAUCGAUUUGCACAACGAGGCCGUGAAUCACUUGAUAGACAUAAUCUUAGAUCCGGAAUCCAUGUUGUACACGAAUUUCGCGCCUGAAUUAAAAAAGUUCCUCAAAGGCAGCAACACCAUGCCGCGCGGUUACGAAUACUUUGACGAAUCGUGGAAACGAGAUGAAUACAGAGCAAAAAUAGAGACUGUGAUGAACGGUUUUGUGCUACCACCGUGGAAUGCACCGUGGCCAAUAACAGACAUACAAGAUCUACGACGGCACAUUAUGAAUUACUGCAGGGAGGUGCUGUCCGACUCGAACUGUAAUAUCGUAUUUUGCGAUAUACUGAGCAAUCUGUUCCUCACCUCGGGCAGCUUACAAGUGUCCAAUUUCGUACACAUACUACUGCACGUGGUCAGGGAGAAGAUACGCCUCUUGGACGAGGAUCAAACGGUCAUUUACAAUAGGAAUCACAUCAAGCAUUUCCGCACGUUACCGUGGUGGUUCAAAUCCAACGUGCUGACGGAAUUCAUGUUGCACGAAUCGGGCGCGGACAGUAACGUUACGUUGGACGAAUCGACGAGUAAACGAAAGAAGCUCGACAGAUCCGACACGUUGGACGACAGCGCGUUAGACGAGGAAUUUGGUAUACUGACGGAGUUUUGCGAGAGCACCAAAGCCCGUGUCAUGGAGGUGCACUCUGUAUCCAUGGAGGUGGAGAAUCGCUUGCAGGCGCAACAGAUGGAGAACACGUUAUUGGAGGACAGACUGAAGAACGCUUUGCUCGACGAGAUGGACCUGACGGAGGAAGGCGUAUAAGUUUUCCCUGUUUAAUAUAUUUUAAUAGUAAUCUUUUGUUAUAUUUUAUAUUAUAUACACGUUUAUGUACAACAUGCAUUAUAUUUAUAUACUGACAUGCGACUAUUUACCUUGAAAUAGUGUUUUUUUCCAGCCAAAUAUAUCUCAGUAAAUGUAUUAAUGUUUGAAGUAUAUUUUGUAAAUAACUAGAGGGAAUAUUAAAUCGCUGCUACGAUCUUA